Messenger RNA from Biomphalaria glabrata, 1631 nucleotides. Its product is annotated as coiled-coil domain-containing protein 15-like. The transcript has 11 exons. NCBI's taxonomy places the organism in Eukaryota, Metazoa, Mollusca, Gastropoda, Planorbidae. Gene Ontology annotation, cellular component: centrosome. The record is from RefSeq and is a predicted model, not a curated record. Bases 29 to 1483 code for a protein of 484 amino acids.
GUUUAGCAAUUUGCUGUAAAGCGUCAAAAUGGCGUCGAAGCAACUUCAACCGAGAAACAUAUCUCGGAUUAAAAGACGGGAAAAGAAAAACGUAUACUCCGUUAUUUCCACCGAUGUGAUGGGAAAUAGAAACGUAGAAAUUGUUCCCGUUGGCGCUUGGGUUGAGCCAGCUGACUGUGAUAUACAGCCAAAUGCCGUUCUCUCAGCACAGAUGGAAGAAGAAAAAAUCAGUCGACUUAAAGAGGAAAAAGAAAAUCGUCUUCGGAGUUUUCAGAAAGAAGUGAAGCAGCGCUUGACUAGAAUAAAUCGUUUAAAAAAAGAACAACAAAUACGAGAUGCAGAAAGAGCCUUUGAACAGGAAAGAAAAGUGGUGCAACAAUCAUUCUUGACUGGGGAUACUUUAAGAGUGGAUACCUGCACACAGCGACAGGAUUUAGAUAAGGCAAUUAUGAAGAGAUUGUUAGAGAAGUAUGGAGAGGAUGUAACAACAUGGGACAGAGUAGCUGCUCCUAGUCUACAGUCUCAAACAGAAGAGAAUCAUAUGGCUAUGGACAAAGCUCGACAACAACUCAUCUCUAAGAAGCUGGAACAAAGAAAGGUUGUACUUGGCAAUUCAGACAAUCAAAACGGUGUGAUGGUGGUGCGACAUGUUCAGAAUCCUACUGUGAAAAGUGUUACACAUAUGGCUCCAUCACAGAAAUGUGUAAGUCGCAGUGAUGUAGAAGACAGAAUAUCAGCCAGUGAUACUAAAGAGUUUGUAGGGACACAGAGUGAAGAAGAACAAUUUCUAGACCAAAAUGACAGUGACACCUAUGAUUUUAAUGAAGAACCAGUCGACAAGGGGAGAGCACUCAAUUUUUCUGAUUCAGAAGCUAGAGUGAUCAAAGAAAUAUUAAGGAAAAGUGCAGGAAAAUCAAAAAGGCCAACUUCUGCACGCUUAGAUGCCAUAUUGAAAAAUGAAGCCAAAAAUGAAAUACAAGAACGACAGCGCAAACAGCAGGCAGCCAUUUCAAGACGUAUUUUUAUGGACAGAGAGAGAGAGGCUGUGAGAGAAAACAUCCGCAGAGAAAUACAAAGAAAGAGAAUUAUUAGUUUAAAAAAAGAGAAAGAGGAGUACAGAGAAGCACUGGAAGAAAUGGCUCAACAGGAGUUGGACACAGUGUGUCCAGGGUCAGAGGAGCUGGAAGAAGAGAGGAAGCUGAGAGAAGAACUUGAGGAGAUGCAGGUUAGAGACAUGGUGACAAGGAGGAAAGAGGAACUGAAGAAAUCCAGAGAGAUGGAGAGGUACUUGGAUGCACUCCGCCAUAAGCUGUUGGAAAAAGUCAAGAAACACAACAUAGAGUUACCUGCCUUGUGCGCAUGUGGUAACACUCUCUGGGAUACACACCCAGAAACAUGUGCCAAUAACUGCUUCUUUUAUAAAAAUCAAAGAGCUUAUGUUAGAGCUCUUCAGUCUGUUAUAUCAUCCAUUGAAGUCAAGUAACAAUACCACUGCUAUUAAUCCAGCAUAGCUUGAACUAUUGUAUAUAAAAUUAAUCUAUUUAUUAUCUCUACAACAGAGAAUGACUUCAUUCCAUUCUUGAGUUUAGUCUGUACAUUUCUUGAACAAUAAAGCAAUGUGGUACACUUCA